UGUCAGCCGACAGUCUGUGACGCCCUUUGCUGUGCCCCGCUGAUAUUUGGGAGCAGAAUGGGGGGGCUCUGCUCUAAACUUAGACCGGACAGCACCACUCUUCAUCGCAGCAUACUCUGCAGACCACUGUGGAUUACAAUGGGUGGUGUCAGGUUACCGCAGAUGCUGCUUUAUCUCAGCGGCGAAGCUGGAAAAACAAGAUGUAGACUUAAGGGCACUGCAGGGUUUUUCUGUCUUUCACUGUAUUCUUCUCUGUCACGAUGGGCAGCUAUAGUUCAGCCCUCAUUCCCGGUAACACUCAUGAUGGAGGAGGAGCGAAAGAAAACCCAGAGUGAAGUAAAGAACUCGCUGCCAGAAGGAACUCAACAAACAACUCAGAAUGGAUCCAUCCCGCCUGCAUUAGAAACCAAAACUGUGCCCACAGAGUCUUUCUCCUCUCUCCUGCCAAAGGCUAUCUCUGCUGUGCUGCACCCAGCUCCGCCUGCAGGCAUCAACUCACAGCCCAGCAGAAAUCCAGAAGGGCACGCCUCGCCAAACCUGGAACAACUGCAGACAGAGCUGAGAGACCUGAAGGGCCAGUUUGAACAGAUGAAGACUCAGCACAACAAAGAAAUCAAACUGCUGAUGAAUGAGCUGGAUGAGGAGAAAAGGAUUCGCUUAACGUUACAGAUGGAAAUUCAGCGAAUGAAGAAGCACAUGUCUAAAUGAGCAAAGACGACUAUUCUUUCAUCAGAUUCAUCAGAUUUCUGAUUUACCAUUUCUUUUUGGACUGCUGAGUGGGCUGACCCAGAGGGCUUAAUAUUUUUACUGAGUCACUGGUGAAAGUGCAAAGAUGGAAGCAGACAUAAAGACGGAGGCUGCAGCAAACUGUCCUUUUCCUCUGGAGACGACCGGCGCAGUUACACAUCAAACAUCUUGUUUUUUUCUCGUCACGUCACCAAAGGCAUUCAUAAACAUUCUUGCCGGGGAACUGUAAUCUCACAUUUUGAGUUUUCCAGGAGAUUUCACUUAUCACCGUCCAUUAAGACAAUGAUUGGUGGUAAUAUGUACUACAGCAUAAUUGAACUGCAUUUUUAUCCAUUGUGACAGUGACUCCAAGAGAGAAAAGGAUGAGAAAUGACAAGCAGCAGCUCAUUUACAGAGACUAAAGAGUUUGUUUAUAAUAAUGUAAUAUGGAUGAGCACACAGAUUUUAGGCUUAAAAAGAAAAAAAAUAGCACUUGUUUUCUUUCUGAUUGCACAAAGAAUGUAAAUUUACUGGGUGCUGAUGUGCAUUGUGUGUUUAUUAAAAAUAAAUAUAGUUACUACUGAUAUA
Molecule: messenger RNA, 1314 nt
Organism: Neolamprologus brichardi
Lineage: Eukaryota; Metazoa; Chordata; Actinopteri; Cichliformes; Cichlidae
Source: RefSeq, a predicted model, not a curated record